Messenger RNA from Colletotrichum gloeosporioides, 1863 nucleotides. RefSeq names its product putative alpha-L-arabinofuranosidase A. The transcript has 8 exons. The coding region runs from base 1 to 1863 and encodes 620 amino acids. NCBI's taxonomy places the organism in Eukaryota, Fungi, Ascomycota, Sordariomycetes, Glomerellales, Glomerellaceae. Gene Ontology annotation, molecular function: alpha-L-arabinofuranosidase activity. Gene Ontology annotation, biological process: L-arabinose metabolic process. The record is from RefSeq and is a predicted model, not a curated record.
AUGGUUUUGUCCUCAUCUUCGAAGGCCUUGGCAGGGCUUUUGAUGUCCUCGCUCGCAGUCCAGUGCGGUGCCAUCAGUUUGACGGUAUCGCAGAAUCGUGGCAAUGAGACUUCUUCUACCAUGUGGGGAAUCAUGUUCGAGGACAUCAACUACUCCGGCGAUGGCGGUAUUCAUGGCCAGCUCAUCCGCAAUAACGGCUUCCAAGGCGACAAUCCUGGAUUAGCAGCUUAUUCGGCAAUCGCGGGAACCCCCCUGGAAGUCGAUUCUUCAGUUCCCCUCUCUGACGUUCUCCCCAACACACUCAAAGUCAGUGUCGAAGCUGGCGCCACAGGUCAGGUCGGGUUCGCCAAUGAGGGCUACUGGGGCAUUCCGGUUGAUGGCAGUCCUCACUCGCACAACAUUUUCAUUUGUGGCAACUAUCAAGGCCAGAUGAACUGGAUCUUGCAAAGUGUUUCCACCAAGGAGGUUUUCGCGAACGUUACUUUCUACGUCGACUCCACCACCGACAAGUUCACCGAGUUUCACCAACGUGAGCCGACUACCUUCUCGUCGUUGACGGAUAUAGAGUACAGGAUGACCUUUGAUGCGGGCCUUGUCGCCGGCUCUUCGAUGUGGUUUGCGCUUCCGCAGCUCUAUCCUACCACCUUCCAUAAUCGCUACAACGGACUCAAACCAUCACUGGCCGAAGCGGUGAACAACAUAGGUGGAUCGUUCCUUAGAUUUCCUGGCGGCAAUAACCUGGAAGGGCCGAAUGUCGAGAACCGCUGGAAGUGGAAUGAGACGAUUGGUGCCAUAACUUCGCGUCCUGGUGCCUGGGGAUACCCGAACACUGAUGCCCUUGGUCUUCAUGAAUACUUUGAAUGGUGCGAUGACAUGCGCCUUGAGCCAUUCCUUGACGUCUACUCUGGAUACUCUCUCGACGGGACCCACAUCACUGGUGAAACUCUGAAACCUUUCGUUGAUGAAGUUCUCCAAGAGCUUGAAUACGUCCUUGGCGAUUCCUCGACACCUAUGGGAGCUCUUCGGGCCAAGAACGGGCGAGAACAGCCAUGGCCCGUCAAGUGGGUCGAAAUUGGCAACGAGGAUGACUUUGGCUGUAGCAGCUAUGCUGAGAGAUUCGCCGCAUUCUAUAAUGCCAUUCAUCCCAAGUAUCCGGAUCUCCAGCUCAUCGCCUCUGCCACCGGCUUCAACUGCCUGCCUGACCCUUUCCCCGAAGACGCGUGGAUCGAUUACCAUGAGUACAACAUCCCUGAGAACUACAUCCUCAACUUUGCCCAGUGGGACAAUGUUUCUCGCAGGAACAAGUACAUCAUCGCAGAGAUGGGUCGCUGGAGCGUGCAGUAUUCGGACAUGAGGGGUUCAGUGUCCGAGGCCGUCUUCAUGCUUGGACUGGAACGCAACAGCGACCUUAUUCGCGGCGUAGCUUUUGCGCCUUUGCUCAGUCUUGUGGACCACCAACAGUGGGCGCCCAACCUGAUCCCGUUCAAACAGGCACCUGACGCCAUCGUUUACACGUCCAGCUACUGGGUCCAACAACUCUUUGCACACAACGCCGGCGAUGUGACCCACGAGGUCACUUCUGACUCUGGAUUUGACCCGGUCUUCUGGAGCGCUGUAAGCGCCGGCGAGACAUACAUCGUGAAGCUGGCCAACUACGCCGCUGAGCCGCAGCAAAUGGACAUUAAGAUUGCAGGAAAGGGUAUUGCGACGCUGUCGAUUCUGGCCAAUGACGACCCGGAUAGUGCCAACAGCCAUGCCGGAUCUCCCAUCGCCCCUCCGGUCAUCUCGCGCAUCGAGUCUUCUGGCGACAACUUCAGCUUCGUCAUGCCCGCUUGGUCCGUUGGCGUUCUUCGCGCAGACUAA